Messenger RNA from Thamnophis elegans (Western terrestrial garter snake), 2210 nucleotides. RefSeq names its product autophagy related 4A cysteine peptidase (gene ATG4A). The coding region runs from base 124 to 1281 and encodes 385 amino acids. The transcript has 13 exons. The record is from RefSeq and is a predicted model, not a curated record. Gene Ontology annotation, molecular function: protein-phosphatidylethanolamide deconjugating activity. Lineage: Eukaryota; Metazoa; Chordata; Lepidosauria; Squamata; Natricidae.
AGGGAGGGGGAGGAGGAGGCUGGGCGCCGCCGCCGCCGCCUGAGGGAAAGAAAGGAAGCGGCGGCCGAAGGAGGCGGCGGCGCGGAGAUGAGAGGAUGGUGGCGGCGGUGACGCGGAAGGAGGAUGGAGUCUGUAGAUUAUUUAGAAGAACUUCCUGAGACAGAUGAGCCCACCUGGAUCUUAGGAAGACAGCACCACCUGAAAACAGAAAAAUCUAAUCUUCUUUCGGACAUUGGCUCUCGUCUUUGGUUUACCUACAGAAGAAAAUUUUCACCCAUUGGUGGUACAGGUCCUUCGUCAGAUGCUGGCUGGGGUUGCAUGUUGCGGUGUGGACAGAUGAUGUUGGCUCAGGCUCUGAUCUGUCAACAUUUGGGAAGAGAUUGGCAGUGGGAGGAAUACAAAAAGCAACCAGAAGAAUAUAAAAAGAUUUUGUGCUGCUUCCUGGACAGAAAAGAUUGCUGUUACUCAAUUCAUCAAAUGGCACAGAUGGGUGUUGGCGAAGGGAAAUCUAUUGGGGAAUGGUUCGGACCAAAUACUGUUGCCCAAGUACUCAAGAAACUUGCACUCUUUGAUGAAUGGAAUUCCUUAGCUGUUUACGUGUCUAUGGACAACACGGUGGUGAUUGAAGAUAUCAAAAAAAUGUGCCGGGCCCCACCCCAGGGUUGCCCCAGGUCUCACUGCAGUUCACUGUCCUAUAGGAGCUCUGUCAACCCAGCCAAGACCCUGGGAGCUCCCGGUGGCAGUUGGAAGCCUCUGUUGCUGAUCGUGCCCCUUCGCCUGGGGAUAAACCACAUCAAUCCGGUUUAUGUCGACGCUUUUAAGGAAUGCUUUAAGAUGCCACAAUCUUUAGGAGCUUUAGGAGGAAAACCAAACAAUGCCUACUACUUUAUAGGAUUUCUGGGAAAUGAAUUGAUCUACCUGGACCCUCACACCACUCAGGUUUUUGUAGAUUCGGAUGAGAGUGGUGCAGUUGAUGACCAUAGCUUCCACUGCCAGCAAGCCCCCCACCGGAUGAAGAUAAUGAAUCUCGAUCCCUCUGUAGCUUUAGGAUUCUUUUGUAAAGAAGAAAAGGACUUUGAUAACUGGUGUAGCUUUGUACAAAAGGAGAUACAUAAGAAGCAGAGUCUACGAAUGUUUGAGCUGGUUCAGAAGCACCCACCACACUGGCCCCCUUUCAUACCUCCCACAAAACCAGAAGUCACCACCACCGGAGCAGAGCUCAUUGACUCCACGGAUAAACUCUUUGAAAUGGAAGAAGAGUUUGAGAUCUUGAGCGUAUGAAGGCAACCUGGCGGGGAAGAAAACCACAGCGCCUUUCUCACCCUGAAGUGCCUGCCUGUGAACAGACACAAGACCUCAGGAGAACAGUUCCAAAAAAAAAGCACUUCUUGAGAAGGGCAUGGAUCCUGGCUCCCCAGCCCCUGUGUUUGUGCCCUCCCUCCAUCCCACUCCCCCACUGUUCCCCAAGGAAAGAACCUUGUCUGAAGAAGCGCUCUCGGAAAACCCAAAAGCAAAAACUGGCUCGUCGUAUUGCUGGGAACAGUCUUGCCAGCCUCAACAACAGCUGGAUGGUAAUUAUAAUAUAAUGCAAUAGCUUUGCUCACGCGGAAGGCAUGACCUUGUGCGAAGAGAACAUUCACCUCUUGUUCCUUCACAUGGACAAUUUUUUUUAGGCGUCAAUGUCAUUGCCUUGUUUCCUUUUUCAACGAUUCGGGGAAAACCCCGUGCUUUUAUUCAAUCUCUUCACAUUUCUUUGCCACUGCACUUGGAAACCCCCCCCCCCCCAAAAGUGUUUUUAAUGGAAGGACGCGUAUAAAAUGUGCAAUUUUUCAGGAAAAAAAAAGUUUCUUGUUUCUAGGAAAUACAUUAAUAAGCAGAGGACUUGGAAGGCAACCUUUCAACUCCUCCCGUGUUCUUGCAACAUACAGAAGGUCUCUUUAUAAUUAUGAUGACCCCCUUUUUCACUUUGACUUUCACUUCAAAUCAUUAUUAAACCUCUUUUGCUCCUGAGUAAAAGAAAACAUGUUUUUUGUUUCAACUGUAUCUUAUUUAUUUUAAAUUAAACAUUUACAUGUUUCCCCUUGUUAAGAGCACUUUAUUUGUGCAUCUCAUUUCUUAACCAUUGAAUAGGUUGGAUGCCAGUUUGGGGAGUUGGAGCUUUUUAAGAACCAGAGAAGGGUAUCUAUCAAAAUAAAAAUUGCUGGUCUCUG